Messenger RNA from Vanrija pseudolonga, 1203 nucleotides. RefSeq lists its product as uncharacterized. The transcript has 4 exons. The record is from RefSeq and is a predicted model, not a curated record. Bases 1 to 1203 code for a protein of 400 amino acids. Gene Ontology annotation, molecular function: protein binding. NCBI's taxonomy places the organism in Eukaryota, Fungi, Basidiomycota, Tremellomycetes, Trichosporonales, Trichosporonaceae.
AUGCUCGCUCCUCUCCUCUUCUCCCUGCUCGCCUCGCUCGCUGCUGCCGCCCCCACUGCGCGCUGGCAGGACUCGAUCGGCGCCAGCUACUUCCAGACCAACGGCCUCGCUGGCAACCAGCUCGUCGCCAACUACAUCGAGCCCUCGGGCAAGCUUGUCGCCGGCUCGGCCGUCUGGACCGGCGGUAACGGCUCGGCGACCAUCAACAUGCCUGGCCCCGAGGUGAACCACCCCGACCCCCUCGUCUCGUCCAACUCGGUCAUCGUGGUCGGCAAGCAGGUCCUCAACGUCAACUCGGGCUCCAACACCUUCAGCGUGUUCGACAUUGACGCGGCCGACCCCGCCAACCCCAAGCUCGCCGGCACGUUCCCCUCGUACGGCGAGUUCCCCAACUCGCUCGGUGCGAGCGCCGACGGCAAGACCCUCUGUGUCCUCAACGCCGGCAAGGUGAACGGCUUUGCUUGUUACGAGGCUGGUGCUAGCGGCUGGUCGCACAUGGCCGGCUGGGACCGCACCUUCGGCUUCAACCUCACCACCCCGCCCAUGAACCUCCCCGGUACCCCUUCGUCCAUCACCUUCGCCCGCGACGGCUCGGCCCUCCACGUCGCCAUCAAGGGUAUCCCUCCCCCCGCCAACUCGACCGCCCAGCUCCAGCCGGGCUCGAUCUACACGUACGCCAUCACCGGCUCGACCCUCGCCGCCGAGCCCACCAAGACGCCUGCUCAGCUGCCCUUCGCGCUUGUUGAGGACUCUGUCAACCCCGGCGUGUUCGUCUCGCCCGACCCCGCUUCGGGCUUCGAGGUGUUCCGCUUCGGCGCCAACCCCUCUGCCGUCCCUGGCACUCUUGACGGCGAGAUGGCCGUCUGCUGGACCGCCCAGUCGGAGCUCACCAAAAGCUUCUUCCUCGUCGACGCCGUCACCAGCAACGUGACUGAGAUCUCGGUCGACCCCACCACCCUCAAGGGCACUGUGAAGUCGCACCACCACCUCGGCACCAACGCGGCCAUCACCGACGUCGCGAUCGGCCACCGCGGCACCUACGACCUCAUGUACGUCCUCGUGCCGUCUUACCGCGCCAUCCGCGCGUUCAAGAUCACCGCCCCUGGCAAGUUCAAGUUCUUCCAGCACUUUGAGCGCUACGACCUUCCCCAGGGCACUGAGCUGUCCAAGGGCUUCAACGGCCAGGCCCUCUUCUGGAAGUAA